AUGGCUCUGGUGGAUAAUCCUCUGAUCGCAUCCGCAACGUUGCACAACCCGCUGCCUCUCUACCUUCACACUUACAUCUGGCCAUUUGCCGUCAUCUGGCCUAUCUUCUUCCGCUUCUACCUGUCAGAUGAAUUAUACGAGAAGCAUAUCAACGGGCAGGAAUGGACCUUUGUAUGGUGCGGCACCAUAAUCACGGCGCAGAGUUUGGUCUGGCUGUGCACACACUGGAAUGUCAACUUGAAGUCGCUCUUCACCUCCACCUCUGCGCUUAAAGUCGACGACGCGAAACUCAUCAAGAUUAUCCCGGUUGCGAAUGCUGGGUCUGCGGAUAUUUGCGAUAUUGUUCGGGACAACGCCGGGGGCAAGUCCAGCAUUUCAUUCCUCUUCCAGAAACGCCGAUUUCUGUUCGAUGCCGCCAAAGGCUCCUUCUCGCCCUUGGAGUACCCCCUCGACAAAGAGCCCAAACCCCUCCUCGCCGAGUUCCAAAAAUCCCGGGGAAUUACAAGCCCCAUCGAGCUAUCCAGAAUCCACCAGCACUAUGGCGACAACACCUUCGAUAUUCCGGUCCCGACUUUCACCGAACUCUUCAAAGAGCAUGCCGUUGCGCCUUUCUUCGUAUUCCAGAUCUUCUGUGUUGGCUUGUGGAUGUUGGACGAAUACUGGUAUUACUCUCUGUUCACGCUUUUCAUGCUGGUCGUAUUCGAGAGCACGGUUGUGUGGCAACGUCAGCGAACUUUGAACGAAUUCCGCGGAAUGGCUAUCAAACCCUACGAUAUCUGGGUGUUUAGACUGGGUAAGUGGGAGGAGACUCAGAGCGAUAAGCUGCUUCCUGGAGACCUUGUUUCGGUUGGCCGUACCAAGGAUGACAGUGGUGUUGCAUGCGAUAUGGUGCUGGUGGAGGGAAGCGCCAUUGUGAACGAGGCCAUGCUUUCAGGAGAAAGUACACCCCUCUUGAAGGACUCGGUCCAGCUACGUCCAUCCGAAGCCAACCUCGAGCCAGAAGGACUCGAUAAGAACUCGUUCUUAUACGGAGGGACCAAAGUCCUUCAAAUCACCCAUGGGAACAGCGACGAAGAGCGACCAAAGCUGGCAUCUGGUGUCCCAAACCCUCCGGAUAACGGAGCCAUGGCUAUUGUUGUGAAGACAGGGUUUGAGACUUCCCAGGGUAGCUUGGUACGUACUAUGAUCUACUCUACGGAGCGUGUGUCGGCGAAUAACGCCGAAGCUCUGUUCUUCAUUCUCUUCCUCUUGAUCUUCGCGAUCGCCGCUUCCUGGUACGUUUGGGACGAGGGUGUCAAGAAAGACAGAAAACGGUCUAAGCUUCUUCUUGACUGUGUCUUGAUUGUCACAAGUGUUGUGCCUCCGGAACUUCCCAUGGAACUCAGUCUUGCAGUCAACACCAGUCUUGCUGCACUGAGUCGUUAUGCUAUCUACUGUACCGAACCGUUCCGUAUUCCCUUCGCUGGCCGUGUUGAUGUCGCCUGCUUCGACAAGACUGGCACACUGACCGGAGAAGACCUUGUCGUUGAGGGAAUUGCUGGCCUUGGGCUCGGCCACUCUGGAACUGGUACACCACGCGAGAAUGAUGGAGCCCAUAGCCACAUCACUCCGGUUCUCCGAGCUGGAAUUGAGACCACCCUUGUGUUGGCAACCGCCCAUGCUCUGGUCAAAUUGGACGAAGGCGACAUUGUCGGAGACCCAAUGGAGAAAGCUACUUUGACAUCCCUGGGUUGGAGUCUUGGCAAUAACGAUACUCUUACAAGUAAGCACAUGAGUAUCUCCAAAGGCCAGGCUAUCGCGGACAAUAGUGUUCAGAUCAAGCGUCGCUUCCAAUUCUCGUCUGCUCUGAAGCGUCAAAGUUCAGUUGCUACCAUUACUGCCCAGCACCCAGAGACUGGAAAGAAGAUUAGGAGCACAUUCGUUGGUGUUAAGGGAGCCCCCGAAACUAUUAUGAAGAUGUUGGUCACAGUUCCCAAAGACUACGAGGAGACGUUUAAGUACUUCACCAGGAAGGGAUCACGUGUUCUGGCUCUUGCCUACAAGCAUCUAUCAACCGAUCAAGAAGUCGGAUCUGGUAAGAUCAAUGAGUUGAAGCGAGAGCAGGUUGAAGCUGAACUGCAUUUUGCUGGUUUCCUGGUUCUGCACUGCCCUCUCAAGGACGAUGCCAAGAAAUCCGUCCAAAUGCUGAACGAGAGCAGCCACAGAGUUGUCAUGAUCACUGGCGAUAACCCUCUGACUGCUUGCCACGUUGCCCGUGAAGUCGAGAUCGUCGACAGAGAUGUCCUCAUUCUUGAUGCCCCAGAGAAGGAUGACUCUGGUAAGAAGCUUGUAUGGAGAAGCAUCGACGAUCUGAUUGAGAUUCCGGUUGAUCCUACCAAGCCCUUGGACCCUGCCAUAAUUGCAAACAAUGACAUCUGUGUCACUGGCUACGCUCUGGCUAAAUUCAAGGAUCAGAUUGCACUGUCUUCAAUCUACCGAUACACAUGGGUCUAUGCCCGUGUAUCCCCCAAGCAAAAGGAAGAAAUUUUGAUGGGGCUCAAGGAUCUUGGAUACCACACUCUCAUGGCUGGGGAUGGUACAAACGAUGUUGGCGCUCUGAAGCAAGCCCAUAUUGGUGUCGCUCUGCUUAACGGAUCUCAAGACGACCUCAACAGAAUCGCUGAGCAUCAUAGGAAUAAUAAGAUGAAGGAGCUGUACGAGAAGCAAGUAGGUAUGAUGAAGCGCUUCAAUCAACCAAGCCCGCCUGUGCCUCUUUUGAUCGCCCACCUGUAUCCUCCUGGGCCCACGAACCCACACUACGAAGCUGCCCUCAAGCGAGAAUCUGAGAAGAAGGGGACUGCUGUUGCUGUCAACGAGACUGCGGCCGCACCUGUAGAGGUUAUCACUUCGCCUGGUGCUCAAGCUCUUAUCGAUAGCCAACAGACGCAAGCCGCAGGCCAGAAGAAGGCUUCUAACCUGGCGGAUAAAUUGACACAAAGCAUGAUGGAUGCCGAGGUGGAUGAAGACGAGCCCCCAACUAUUAAGCUCGGUGAUGCUUCCGUCGCCGCUCCAUUCACCAGUAAACUCAGCAAUGUUAUUGCAAUUCCCAACAUCAUCCGACAAGGUCGAUGCACUUUGGUCGCUACCAUCCAGAUGUACAAGAUUCUUGCUCUCAACUGCCUGAUCAGUGCCUACAGUCUCAGUGUGCUCUACCUCGAGGGUAUCAAGUUUGGAGAUGGUCAAGUCACAAUCAGUGGUAUGCUAAUGAGCGUCUGCUUCUUGUCAAUCUCGAGAGCCAAGUCGGUCGAGGGUCUUUCCAAGGAACGUCCUCAGCCCAACAUCUUCAACUUCUACAUCAUCGGAUCGAUCCUGGGCCAGUUUGCAAUCCACAUUGUCACUCUGAUCUACAUCGCCCGAUACUGCGAUAAGCUCGCUCCACGUGACCCAGAUGUUGAUUUAGAGGGCGAAUUCCAACCUUCAUUGCUAAACAGCGCCGUCUACCUCCUGCAACUCAUCCAACAAAUUUCUACCUUCGCCAUCAAUUACCAAGGCCGUCCGUUCCGCGAGUCCCUCUCCGAGAACCGUGGCAUGUACUGGGGUAUCCUCGGCGUCUCGGGCAUCGCCUUCUCCUGCUCGACGGAAUUCAUUCCCGAGAUCAACGAGAAAAUGCGUCUAGUCCCGUUCAGCUCGGAGUUUAAGAGCACCAUGACCAUCACCAUGAUUGUCGAUUACCUUGGCUGCUAUGUGGUUGAGAAGACGCUCAAGAUGCUGUUUAGCGAUUACAAGCCGAAGGAUAUUGCGGUGAGGAGACCAGAUCAAUUGGCGAGGGAACAGAAGAGGCUGGACGCUGAGAAGAUGGAGCGGGCCCGGUUGGAAGAGAUAAAGACUGCAAAGGCCAUUGCUGAUCUGGAGGCAAAGUUGGGAAUAAAGCGGUAUCUUGAUACUUUGCAAUCACAGCAAAUAGGCAGGUAUUGCCAGACCAGACAACGGCUGAUGAAGUCGCCAAGCUGCAACCAUCAAGGAGGUGGAAAGUCCGGAGAUAAGCUGGCCAACAUUGAUAGCAAGAUGGUGCAAUGGAAGAAACUGCUCGGCUUGGAUGGCAGCCAGGACCACCACCGUUGGGGCGACGAGGCGCGCGCUCUCCUGCCCUCCUUCCACGAAGAAGGCCUGCCCUCCGCCAUCGCCGCCCCCGAAGUGACCAAAGUCGCGCUCCGCCUGCGCUACCUGAUCGAAGAGUGUGUGCCAUGCGAGCUCGAAGAGUCCAAGAUAACGGAGAGCCAUAGCAGGGUCAUCACGCAUAAUGUGAUCCAGGCGGCGCGGAAGGCGGGGGAGGUGGAGGUGGAGGGGGGCCGAAAGGAUUAUGGGAGCUGUGUAGUCUAUUGCUUACUGGUCAAUAAGAGGUGGUUCAAGAAGCAGGCGAUGCUGGAGCUGUGGGAUGCAGAUCUGCAUAAUGUUCGGGCCGUGGCGUGCGAGGUCAUUGCAAAGCAGUUGAUCGAGACAGAGGACGAUCAGGAGUACCUGCUGCAAGAUAUCCUACUCAAGCGCUACUCGGUCAUGAUUGAUGGAGAGCAAACCCAACCAGCCAAUGUAAUCGAACGUGCCGUUGAUUUGCAUGCUCUGCGAGUUACGGGCUCCUCAGGAUAUCAGAAGUGCGUGAACUACCUGUGGCGCGGGUGGCUUAUUCAAGACGAGAACGAUCCCAGCCGCUUCAUUGAGUACAAGCAGAAGGAUGACACGAGAUACUGGACUCAUGUUGACCCUGACCGUAUGCGCGCGCCGGUAUACCAGAACGCUACUCAAGUAGUAUUCUCGGUCAUCUAUCUGGCUCUCUAUACUGGUGCCAUCAACACGGUCAAUCCUACCGGAGAUUUGGAUAUCGUCGAAAUCAUCCUGUAUAUCUUCACAUUAGGGUUCAUCUGCGACGAGUUCUCCAAGUUCUGGAAGGUUGGACGAUUCUACAUUGGAUUCUGGAACAUUUUCAAUAUGGUGCUUUAUGCGCUUCUCACUACUUCUUUGGUCACGAGAUUCAUCGCGCUAAGCCACCCAUUGAAUGAAGAUGGGAAGAGAGGUAGUAGAGAGGAUUUCAACGAACUGUCAUACAACUUCUUGGCCUUCUCGGCCCCAAUGUUCUGGAUGCGUCUCCUCCUCUAUCUCGACUCCAUCCGCUUCUUCGGUGCCAUGCUCGUCGUGCUCAAAGUGAUGAUGAAAGAAUCUCUCAUCUUCUUUGCCCUCCUCGUCGUUAUCAUAAUCGGCUUCCUGCAAGCCUUCAUUGGUUUGGAUAACGCGGACACGAACAAAGACGCAACCACCUUCAUCCUGCAGGCCAUGGCCAACGCCGUUAUGCAAUCCCCCGACUUCUCUGGCUUCGACAACUUCGCGCCCCCCUUUGGCAUCAUCCUUUACUACAUCUUCGCUUUCCUUAUCAUGGUCGUCCUGCUGAAUAUCUUGAUUGCGUUAUACAAUUCGGCAUACGAAGAUAUCACUGGAAACGCGAUCGACGAGUAUAUGGCCUUGUUCGCGCAGAAGACGAUGCAGUUCGUAAGGGCGCCAGAUGAGAACGUGUUUAUUGCACCGCUCAACCUUGUGGAAAUCUUCUGCUUGGUUAUUCCGUUUGAGUGGUGGCUGCCGCGUAAGACAUACGCCAAGAUAAACGACUACGUUAUGGCUACUCUGUAUUCCCCGCUGUUGAUAAUAGCCGCCUGGUUUGAGACAAGAAGCGCGAAUAAGGUGAGGAGUAAUCGCAAGAGGGGAGACGAGGACGAUGACACGGUUGAGGAGUGGGAGCAGAUGGCUGGCGAGAUUGACUUUGAAGGCGAGGGGUGGGACAAGAAGGUUGCGAUGGUAAAACCCAACAUCGAGGAGGAUCAGGCGACUACCGAAGUCAAGGUCUUGAGGGAGGAGAUCAAGGAGAUGAAAGAACUAUUGCUGCAGCUGGUUAACAGGAGUAGCGGGUCGAACGGGAUGUGA
This is a messenger RNA of Drepanopeziza brunnea f. sp. 'multigermtubi' MB_m1, 5946 nucleotides long. RefSeq lists its product as uncharacterized. The record is from RefSeq and is a predicted model, not a curated record. NCBI's taxonomy places the organism in Eukaryota, Fungi, Ascomycota, Leotiomycetes, Helotiales, Drepanopezizaceae.